UUUGCGUCCAAGUACAAUCAAACAAAGAAGAUAAUGCUGCUGAUCCACUGCUACGCGUCACCACCUCACCCCUGUGCUUCCCACCGUCCCACCGUCCAUUACCUUUUCAGGAAAACUCCAGCAUCAUCACCGAUAAUCUCUGCAACUUUUCCUCACCCCUCAUCAUCUUCUUCGUCUUCAACAAGGCGAACAUUAUCAGUGUCUAUAGCAACCACCACCAUUUCUUCAUUAAUCUUGUCAUUCUAUAGUUAUAGUUCUACUCCUUCAAAAUCGGCAAUUAACACCGACUUCUUCGACCUCCCUAACUCCGGUGGUGUCAAGGCCUUGGACCUCCGUACUGGCACCGGUGCCACUCCCGUCGAUGGAGACCAGGUUGGGAUACAUUACUAUGGAAGGCUGGGAGCAAAGCAGGGGUGGCGGUUUGAUUCCACGUAUGAUCAUAAAGAUGGCGCCGGGGAACCAAUUCCUUUUGUCUUCACCCUUGGUUCCGGGAAGGUCAUUUCUGGGAUUGAAGCAGCUGUCAGAUCAAUGAAAGUAGGUGGUACUCGUCGAGUUAUCAUUCCUCCCUCACAAGGAUAUCAGAACACUUCGCAGGAACCUAUUCCUCCUAAUUUCUUUGACAGGCAGAGGCUGUUUACUACCAUUUUCAAUCCAACCCGCCUUGCAAAUGGAGAAGGUUCAACAUUGGGUACCCUAAUAUUUGAUAUUGAGUUGAUCAGCCCAAGGCACUUGUAAACUCAACUUCCAUUUUAUAGCACUUGUAAACUCAACUUCCAUUUUAUAGCACUUGUAAACUCAACA
Theobroma umbraticum is the source of this 801-nucleotide messenger RNA. Its product is annotated as FKBP-like peptidyl-prolyl cis-trans isomerase family protein. Lineage: Eukaryota; Viridiplantae; Streptophyta; Magnoliopsida; Malvales; Malvaceae. The record is from RefSeq and is a predicted model, not a curated record. Gene Ontology annotation, molecular function: peptidyl-prolyl cis-trans isomerase activity.